Molecule: messenger RNA, 3742 nt
Organism: Tachyglossus aculeatus (Australian echidna)
Lineage: Eukaryota; Metazoa; Chordata; Mammalia; Monotremata; Tachyglossidae
Gene: AMPD3
Product: adenosine monophosphate deaminase 3
Exons: 15
Coding region: 69-2387 (772 amino acids)
Biological process (GO): AMP metabolic process; IMP salvage
Cellular component (GO): cytosol
Molecular function (GO): AMP deaminase activity
Source: RefSeq, a predicted model, not a curated record
GCCUUACCGUCCUCGCCCAGGAGGGCCCCGGCUUUCAUUUGGAGGUUGGCUGCAGAGGCUGAGCCGAGAUGCCCCGCCAGUUCCCCAAACUGAACAUCUCCGAGGUCGAUGAGCAGGUUCGCCUGCUGGCAGAGAAGGUGCUCGCCAAGGUGCUCCGGGAAGAAGACAGCAAAGAUGCCCUGUCGCUGUUCACGGUGCCCGAGGACUGUCCCAUUGGGCAAAAAGAGGCCAAGGAACGGGAGUUGCAGAAGGAGCUGGCGGAGCAGAAGUCCGCGGAGACAGCCAAAAGGAAGAAAAGUUUCAAGAUGAUUCGGUCCCAGUCAUUGUCCCUGCAGAUCCCGAGCCAGCAAGACUGGAAGCAGGAUUGGAAGGGAACCUCGUCCAUCAGUCCGACUGCCUCUCCCGCCACUCCGGUCUUGGCCGGAGCCACCUGCCUGGUUGCAUCCGUGCCGUUUGCCAUGCCAGAGUUUCAGCGGGUCACAAUUAGUGGCGAUUACUGUGCUGGGAUUACCGUGGACGAUUACGAACAGGCUGCUAAAAGCCUCGCAAAAGCCCUCCUGAUCCGAGAGAAGUAUUCAAGGCUCGCAUACCAUCGUUUCCCGAGAACCACAGCUCAGUACUUGUGUAACGGGCAAGAAGAACAGUGGAAAAAUGCAAGUGAAGUACAUCCAGAGUUCCACCCGCCUCCGCAACCCCAAGAAGAUCCUUACUGCCUGCAAGACUCUCAUAAGAACCUAGGCUACGUGGUCAAGAUGCACGAGGGGCUUCUCUUUGUUUAUGACAACAAGGAAAUGCUGACACGCCACGAGCCUCGCAGCCUGCCUUACCCGGACCUGGAGACCUACACACUGGACCUCAGCCACAUCCUUGCCCUCAUCACCGACGGGCCAACGAAAACCUACUGUCACCGAAGACUUAACUUUUUGGAGUCGAAGUUCAGCCUCCAUGAGAUGCUAAAUGAAAUGUCCGAGUUCAAAGAAUUGAAGAGCAACCCCCACCGAGACUUCUAUAACGUGAGAAAGGUGGACACCCACAUCCACGCGGCAGCCUGCAUGAACCAGAAGCAUCUUCUGCGGUUCAUCAAGCACACCUACCAGACGGAGCCACAGAGGAUCGUCGCCGAGAAGAAGGGCAAGAAGGUCACGCUGAAGCAGGUGUUCGACGGCCUCCACAUGGACCCCUACGACCUCACCGUGGACUCCUUGGACGUCCAUGCUGGUCGACAGACAUUCCACCGCUUUGACAAAUUCAACUCCAAAUACAACCCGGUCGGGGCCAGUGAGCUGAGGGACCUGUACUUGAAAACCGAAAACUACUUGGGAGGGGAGUACUUUGCCCGGAUGGUCAAGGAGGUAGCCCGCGAGCUGGAAGAGAGCAAGUACCAGUACACGGAGCCUCGACUCUCCAUCUAUGGACGCUCCCCGGAAGAGUGGUCCAACUUGGCCAAGUGGUUCAUUAAGCACAAGGUGUACUCCCCCAACAUGCGCUGGAUUAUCCAAGUCCCCAGAAUCUACGACAUAUUUAGGUCGAAAAAGUUGCUGCCGAAUUUUGGGAAGAUGUUGGAGAACAUCUUUCUGCCUCUUUUUGAGGCAACAAUCAACCCAGAAGAUCACAGAGAGCUUCACCUUUUCCUCAAAUACGUGACCGGCUUCGACAGCGUGGACGACGAAUCCAAACACAGUGACCACAUGUUCUCCGACAAGAGCCCGAACCCAGACGUCUGGACCAGCGAACAGAACCCUCCCUACAGCUACUACCUGUAUUACAUGUACGCCAACAUCAUGGUGCUCAACAACCUCAGAAAGGAGAGAGGAAUGAGCACCUUCCUCUUCCGGCCUCACUGUGGGGAAGCGGGCUCCAUCACUCACCUGGUGUCGGCCUUCCUCACAGCGGACAACAUUUCUCACGGGCUGCUCCUCAAAAAGAGCCCAGUUCUGCAGUACCUCUAUUACCUCGCCCAGAUCCCCAUCGCCAUGUCUCCUCUCAGCAACAACAGCCUGUUCUUGGAAUAUUCCAAAAACCCUCUGCGGGAAUUUCUCCACAAGGGACUGCACGUGUCCCUCUCCACGGACGACCCCAUGCAGUUUCAUUACACCAAGGAAGCCCUCAUGGAGGAAUACGCCAUAGCAGCGCAGGUGUGGAAACUCAGCACUUGCGACCUCUGUGAAAUUGCCCGAAACAGUGUGCUCCAGAGCGGACUCUCCCAUAAGGAGAAGCAGAAGUUCUUGGGGCUGAAUUACUACAAAGAAGGACCAGAGGGAAACAAUAUCCGAAAGACCAACGUCGCUCAGAUCCGCAUGGCUUUCCGAUACGAGACCUUAUGCAACGAGCUCAGCUUCCUGUCGGAUGCGAUGAAAUCCGAAGAGAUUACGGCUCUGUUGAAAUAGGCGCCGCGGCCGGGGUGGCCCUCUCGCUCCUGAAUGCCAAUUUGGACGGGUCUGUUCGGUUCCACCGAGUCGCCGGGGGCAGACGGCGGCCAGGACGUGACUGCUUUGAAGGGAACAGAAACUCGUCCUUGCAAAGAGGAGAUGGCCCCAUCUGGGGGCCCCUUCCCCCCCGUCCCCCUCGGCCCGUGGGCCACGGUCCCCUGAGGUCUGGCUACCAAAUCAGGCCCCGGUUGGGGUUGGGAAAGCCACCCGGGGCUCGGUAGCUCCGAUCUCGGGUGUGGCUCCAUCCCGCUUGUCCCUCCCGGUGUCCUUGUGACCACCGAGGUACCUUGUGGGGCUACUAACAGUUGGCCCUGGACUCCUUGACUCUCCGGGGAGACUGGCGGUAACGAUGGUGCUCACCGGGCUCCAGCCCACCUCUUCCACCGGUCACCAUACCGAUCAUACUGUGCGCCCACUGUGUGCAGAGCACUGUACUAGGCGCUCGGGAGAGUACGACAAAACGGAGUCCGCACACCCCCUGCCCACAACGAUCCCUUCCUUGACAGGGCGAGAGAGUCCCCAGCCGUGGGCUUUGGCUCAAUCCUAGAAGCAUUUGGGGGUUUUGUAAUCGGCUAAGAUUUAGCAUCCGGCGAAUUGGGUUUAUUUUGGAAGAGAAACUGCCGUGGCGCACCCGACCAGAACUAUAUUUUUUUGUCCAAUACCUGUAUAAAUUUUCAGGGUUUCUAGAGAGCUCAGCCUUUAUCUGUGAAAAACCAAAGUCUCUGCCUUCCAUUAGUGUAGGUCUCCCCACGCCUUCUUCCUCUGGGAUUCGUUUUAGAGGCUUCUGGAUACGGAUAUGCAGAGGGCCCUGAAUAGGGUAGAUUUAUAGAGACAUAUUCAAAUGCUGGGAUAAGCCAUUUUGGAUUACUGUAAAGCCUACAAAGCCUAUUUUGGGGUACGAAGCCAGUAGCUAGAAUUUAGCUCUUCCUAUCUUGUGAUUUCAGCCACUCCCUGUCAGCCCAGGGCCCUAGAAAUUCAGUGCUCAGAUCCCCAAGGCAGAAGGGAGACAGUUUUACACAUUUGGGGAGGCACUGUUUUCUUAUCAAAGCCCCUCAGACUUGCAUACAUUUGCACUAACGUCGAUUCAGUGUACAAUGGGUCACUUUAAGUAUCCGGCCAAGCACACUCGCUUUUUUUAAAGAAUUAAAAACAUUCUGCGAUUCUGUUUUGGGGGAAACAAUUGUUCUGUUUCAGGAGUUGGGCCCAUCUCUCCCCUUGUCAGUCCUCCUGGGAGAGCCGGAGGUGCCUUGGGAGAAGGAGCCCUUCUCUUGGUGGUAAUAAUAAUAAUAAUGAUGGUAUAGCCUUCUCUUGGU